Molecule: messenger RNA, 507 nt
Organism: Cucurbita maxima (winter squash)
Lineage: Eukaryota; Viridiplantae; Streptophyta; Magnoliopsida; Cucurbitales; Cucurbitaceae
Product: non-specific lipid transfer protein-like 1
Exons: 5
Coding region: 51-461 (136 amino acids)
Source: RefSeq, a predicted model, not a curated record
CUCGGAAACAACACGGAAUCGAAAACGAAUUGAAGAGGAGGAAAGAUUACAUGGCCGGAAGUUUGGUUUCCGUCGUGGUGGUGGCGGUGGCGGUGGCGGUGGUGGUGGUGACCGUCGGAUUCGUGGAGGCGCAGCAGCCGGACUGUGCUUCUAAGCUAGCGGAUUGUGCGAAUUUCCUGAAAUCCAAUAAUCCGCCGGCGACGUGCUGCAAUCCGAUUAAGGAAGCGGUGGCGACGCAGCUCGAUUGCCUCUGCAACCUCUACACCUCGCCGGAUUUCUUUUCGUCGAUCGGCGUUAAUGUCUCCGACGCUCUCCAUCUCACUAAGGCCUGCGGCGUUACCACCGAUCUCUCCAAGUGCAAAACUGGUGCUCCGGCUCCGUCGCACGGUGCUCCAUCUUUACCGGCAGGCGUUGGAUUUACACUUCUACUCUUGUUCUUUGUCUCCCUCGUCUUUUAUUAGCAUCUCAGAUAUCGUCUAUAAUCGAUUGAACGUGUUCAAGUAAAGA